Molecule: messenger RNA, 1838 nt
Organism: Dioscorea cayenensis subsp. rotundata (Guinea yam)
Lineage: Eukaryota; Viridiplantae; Streptophyta; Magnoliopsida; Dioscoreales; Dioscoreaceae
Product: probable WRKY transcription factor 26
Exons: 5
Coding region: 179-1711 (510 amino acids)
Biological process (GO): regulation of DNA-templated transcription
Molecular function (GO): sequence-specific DNA binding; DNA-binding transcription factor activity
Source: RefSeq, a predicted model, not a curated record
CCAACCUAGCUUCCCUAAUAGUCAAAGUUGGAACACUCCAUCAGCUCUCCUGCUUCUGGGAAGCAUCUCGCCAUCCAUCCUCCCCCUACAAACCACCACCUUCCUCCUUCUUGUGAUCAUCUUCCUGAUCCUUCCCUCUCUUCUCCUCCUCUCCAUCUUAUCUUCUUCUUCAUCCAUUAUGACUUCAUCUUCUUCUGCUAAUUCCCACUCCUCUGUUCCUCCUUUCUCCUUUGCCACCACCCCUUUCUCUUCUUCUUUCUCUGAGCUGCUUGCUGGAGCUGUAGACCAUGAUGAAGACCUUUCUCUUUCUCCUUCUAACUUCUCUCUCACAAGGGGUGUCCCAAAGUUUAAGUCAUUCAAUCCUCCUUCACUUCCCAUCUCCCCUUCUUCUUGUUUUUCCAUCCCUCCUGGUCUUAGUCCUGCUGAGCUUCUUGAUUCUCCGGUUCUCCUCUCUUCUUCUAAUAUCUUGCCUUCUCCCACCACUGGGACUAUUCCUGCUCAAUCUUUCAACUGGAGAAGCAGUUUUCAGCAGCAACAGAGCAUCAAAGAGGAACCUAAACAAACCAGACCUUUCUCUGAUUUCUCCUUCCAAACAAAGCAAAACUUUCAUCAUAAUGAAGAACAAAAAGUGAUUCCAACUUUGCAACAAGACUACAACAACAAUAACAACAACAACAACAACAACAACAACAACAACGCAAGUAUGAAAGAGCAGAAGAAGUCAGAUGAUGGGUAUAAUUGGAGAAAGUAUGGGCAAAAACAAGUUAAAGGAAGUGAGAAUCCAAGGAGUUACUAUAAGUGCACAUACCCUAAUUGUCCCACAAAAAAGAAGGUUGAAAGGUCUAUAGAUGGACAGAUAACUGAGAUUGUAUACAAAGGAACACACAACCACUGUAAACCUCAAUCCACAAGGAGGAAUUCAGCUUCUUCUCAGGCUUAUCAAGCCGUCGCCCCUACCGAAACCAACGAGCAUUCAUACGGUACUCCGAUAGACUCCGCCGCCACCCCGGAGAACUCUUCCGUCUCUUUUGAGGAUGAUGAUGUUGAUAUGAGCUCAAAGAGAAGCAAAACAGGAUCUGAAAACUUUGAUGAUGAUGAUAACAAUGAACCUGAUGCUAAGAGAUGGAAGAAAGAAGGUGAACAUGAAAGCAUGUCAGCUGCCGGAAAUAGAACUGUGAGAGAGCCAAGAGUGGUGGUUCAAACAACAAGUGAUAUCGAUAUCCUCGAUGACGGUUACCGGUGGAGAAAGUAUGGUCAGAAGGUUGUGAAAGGCAAUCCAAAUCCAAGGAGUUACUACAAAUGUACAACUGUGGGAUGUCCAGUGAGGAAGCAUGUAGAAAGAGCUUCACAUGAUUUAAGAGCAGUGAUCACAACCUAUGAAGGGAAGCACAACCAUGAUGUUCCGGCAGCCCGGGGAAGCGGCAGUCACGCUGUCGUUAACCGUUCUACGGCCGAUGUUAAUGUCACGACGGCGAUAAGGCCUUCGGCGAUGUUCGGUAGGGGUGGUGGUGGUGGAUCUCAAGGCCAAGGUCCAUUCACUUUGGAGAUGUUGCAACCUCAAGUUAACUAUGGAAUGGUCUCAGGUUAUGAUAAUGCAAUGGCUUCUUAUUUGAACCAUCAACAACAACAAAAGCAUUUGGAGAGUGUUAUGAUUUCAAAGGCCAAGGAUGAACCAAAGGAUGACUUGUUCAUUGAGUCAUUGCUAUGUUGAUGUUUAUUAGUGUUAUAAUUUUGAUCAUGGUCUUGUAUAUUUUGGUAGUUAUAGGAUUAAUUAUAUUGUUCAUUUGUUGGUGUAUUUUCUUUCAUUUAAGGAACUUGAUCAAAGAAUUUAUUGAUAA